UAUUCUUUGUAAUGCAAUAUUGACACAAGCACCCACAGAAAUGGAUCUAGCACUUGCUGUGAGCUCUGCAGCUUUCAUCACUCUCUUGGUCUUGUGGUUCUUGAAACCUUCCUCAAAUCUUCCACCAGGUCCAUGGGGAUUGCCCCUGAUUGGCCACUUACACUUGCUAGCAGGAAUGCCCCUGCACAGAGCAUUCCAACGCAUAGCCAAGAAGUAUGGUCCUAUUACUUCAUUGAGGCUGGGAAUGAUCCCAACCGUGGUGAUUUCCAACCAAGAGCUUGCCAAGGAGAUCUUCACCACACACGAUCUAAAUUUUGCUUCCAGGCCAUACUUGGUUUCAGGUGACCACUUCAGCUAUAACUUUUCUGGACCUGCAACCAGUCCCUAUGGAGAGCUAUGGCGAAACACUCGCAAGCUGUGUACAAUAGAGCUCUUCACGGCCAAGUGUAUUGACUCCUUCUCUUGGGUCAGAAGGGAUGAGCUUUCUCGUACCUUGGAGGGGAUUUUGAAGGACCAUGGCGAUGACGAACCUGUGGAGGUGAGAAAAGUGGCCAGUGUUUUCUCCUUCAACAUCACAUCACGAAUUUUGAUGAGCAAGAGGUACUUUGGUGAUGAAAACGUAGAUGCCCAUGCCAUGGAAUUCAAGGAGCUCAAUGACAAAGUUCUUGAGCUGGUGAUCAAUCCCUGCAUUAGCAACUUGGUGCCCUGGUACUUGAGAUGGCUGGACUGGCAGAUUCCUCGCUACAAGCGAAUCCGGACCACUCUCCUGGUGAAUGCAUGGGCGAUUGGAAUGGAUCCGGCAGUGUGGGAGAAUCCCACACAAUUCCACCCGGAGCGCUUCUUGGGGAGCUCCAUCGAUGUCAAAGGCCACAACUUUGAGCUCCUCCCGUUUGGAUCUGGGCGGAGAAAGUGUCCGGGAAUGGGCAUGGGAUUGCGAUCAGUGGAGCUGCUCGUGGCAAAUCUCAUCCAUGGCUUCAACUGGAGCUUUGUGCCUGGGACAACGCCGUCCAUGGAAGAUGUUUUCUCCACUACUGCGCAGCUCAAGACCCCAUUGCAAGCCAUGGCGACUCCAAGGCUCCCCAAGGAGGUCUACAUCAAAGUUUAGAGAUCACUUAGUGGACUUUGCUACAAAGACUAUUCUACUCGUAUUUACUCCGCAGCUCAAGACCCCAUUGCAAGCCAUGGCGACUCCAAGGCUCCCCAAGGAGGUCUACAUCAAAGUUUAGAGAUCACUUAGUGGACUUUGCUACAAAGACUAUUCUACUCUUAAUAAAUAGCUGGUUUUUCCA
Molecule: messenger RNA, 1289 nt
Organism: Selaginella moellendorffii
Lineage: Eukaryota; Viridiplantae; Streptophyta; Lycopodiopsida; Selaginellales; Selaginellaceae
Product: flavonoid 3'-monooxygenase
Exons: 2
Coding region: 41-1105 (354 amino acids)
Molecular function (GO): heme binding; iron ion binding; oxidoreductase activity, acting on paired donors, with incorporation or reduction of molecular oxygen
Source: RefSeq, a predicted model, not a curated record